CUCAAACGGCCACAGCCUCGGUCAACUGCUGGUGGGAGUGGUACGAGGAGUUUGUCGGGCUCAACGAGGUCCGGGAGGCUCAGACCAACGUCACUGAGGCUGAGGCAGCGUUCAUGGUGGCCAGAGGGAUGGUGCGUGAGGCCCAUGCCAGCCUGGAGGCCCUGCAGGUCCGGCUGAAGGAGGUCUGGGACCGGCUGGACCAAGUGUCCAGGGAGGAGGCUCAUUACCUGGAGCUGGCCACGCUGGAGCACAAACUGCUGCAGGAGGAGCGGCGUCACCGGACAACCUACGAGAAUGCUGAGGAAUCGGAGAGGGAGAAGUUCAAUUUGUUUUCAGCAGCCGUCAGAGGGAGCCACGAAAAGGAGAGGACAAGAGCCGAACGGACCAAGAACUGGUCCAUCAUUGGCUCGGUGCUGGGAACCCUGAUCGGGGUCAUGGGAUCCACAUAUGUCAACCGUGUCCGCCUGCAGGAGCUGAAGACUCUGCUGCUGGAGGCCCAGAAGGGUCCAGAGAGUCUGCAAGAAGCUCUCCAAGUCCAGGCAGGAAACCAUCGCUCCCAGCGGGACGAGCUCGGAGCUCUCAUUGACAGCCUCAAGGUCACUUUGAACGACGCCUUCACCACGAGGAGCGCAGUCCUCAAAGUCCAGAGAGCUCCAGCACCAGAGCCACCCAGUGUGCCUGUCUCAGCCUUAAAAGACCUCACCAUCUUUAGCCAAAGGACACAGUCUCUGCUCGAGUCCCUCCAACCUCAACUGGGACAACUGGAGCAAGGACUUGGUAGAGUUGAGAGCAAACUGUCGGUGGUGAAAGGGCUGCUGGACGCCAGACCACAGGCCGAACCCCGGGCUCCUGAGCCGCGGGUAGAGAGACCAGAGAGAGAACAGAGAGUGGACCUGUGGGAAUCUGAGGUGGCAGCCAGGCGUCUUGAGGAGACCCAGAGGACGCUGGGAGAGGGGAUAAGGACAAACACUAUUUAUAAUGCUGUGUUUACUUACACCGCCACCGCCAUCACCAUCUCUGCCGUCUACCUGAUGCUCAGGGGAGCUGGUUAGACGUGAGGCCGCCACACUGAGUAUGUCCACGUGCACUGACACGUUAUCAGACACUGGGGAAAUAAAAUCUGAAUUAUAUCAUAAUAUAACGUUGGUGUGGUUGGAAGCAUAGACAGUAAAUAAAGAUGGAUGACACGUCUCCACUUCCUGUUAUUUUACAAAUAUUAAGCCUCCGAUGUUGGAAGCUGUCAUGUCGUCCAUCUUUAUACACAGUCUGUGUUUGUGAUUAAUGUCUAAUGAACGAGUUCCAGCUAUUUUGGGCUGAUGUCUACUGAGCCACUAAAGCUGCUUUCAGAUACUUUGUGAUCUCAAGAUAAAAUGUAAACAGAAUUUAACAUGAUCACUCUGCAAUAUAAGUUUUCAUCAUCUCUUUUUCCAUCACUGUACAAUAAAUGUUUAAUUCUCUUCAACUCAUGAUAUAAAGCAAAGCAAAUCCUCCCAGUUGUGAAGCUGGAAACAGGAUGUCUUUGAUUUUCUAAAGGUAUUUCAUUAUUUUCUCAUCUAUCAGACCAAUUAGUUCAGGCCUCAGUGGUUUUCCGAACCCCUCCCAGCUGAGAGUGAUGGACCAUGUUUCUGUCUAUACAUGUUAUGAUAACUCAGUGCUCAUAUGUAAGGAGAACACACGCAGUGGCGGUUCACUGAUUCUCUUCAGAUUAAUGAAGAUAUAAUGAGAAUUAAAGAUAUAAGUGAGUUUUUUAAUAAUCAGGGUAAGAAAAUACUUGUGAAAUGACACAGAUGAAGAAAAAUAUCCUUUAAUUCAAAUAAUUAAGGUAACCAGUAAUCAUUGUAAUCAUAUUUAGUUAAAUACAUCAGUACAAUUUUAACUAUGUGAGAAAAUGUCUGAAAACAUGAAUGAGGUUACCUCCAAGCUGCUUUGUGUCGUCAUGUUUGCAUUAGUUUGUCAUGUUGUUGACUGUGUGCACUAAGCUGAUGAUGAUGAUGAUGAUGAUGAAGAUGAUCACUGCAGGUCUGUCUCCCUGAUUUACUGAUGUUUCCAGAUUUGUAUUUUUAUUGCAUAAUCUCAAUCGAUACCAACUCCCUAAACAUGUCUGAAUACUUCCAUGUCA
Platichthys flesus (European flounder) is the source of this 2119-nucleotide messenger RNA. Its product is annotated as mitochondrial potassium channel-like. The record is from RefSeq and is a predicted model, not a curated record. Lineage: Eukaryota; Metazoa; Chordata; Actinopteri; Pleuronectiformes; Pleuronectidae. The transcript has 4 exons. Bases 114 to 1052 code for a protein of 312 amino acids.